AUGGAGCUAGUGACAGGGGCAAUGGGGAGCCUUCUCCCCAAGCUGGGUCAGCUCCUCAAUGAGUAUGGCCUGCAAGCAGGCUUGCAGAAGAAGAUCGAGUCUCUCUCGUGGGAGCUUGAGAGCGUCCAUGUCGUCCUCCGCAUGGUUGGCCAGGUGCCACCAGAGCAGCUUGACCAGCUGGUCAAGCUCUGGGCGUGGGAUCUCAGGGAGGCGUCCUAUGACAUGGAGGACAUCAUCGACGCUUUCAUGGUGCAUAUUGAUGGCCGCGAGGAUCCUGCCGACCCCCACAUCCUCCGCCGCCUCAGGAAGAAGAUCAGCAUACUGUUCAAGAAGACCAAGGCUCGCCGAGAGAUCGCUGGAGCCAUCCAAGACAUCAACGAGAAACUUGAGGAGGUGGCUGCAAGGCGUGGGAGGUACACGGUCAAUAACAUCGUCACCAAGCCUGUAGUCCCAGAAGACAUUGAUCCUCGGCUCCUGAAUCUGUACAAAAGGGCAACUGAGCUUGUCGGCAUCGAAGGGCAAAUGGACAAUCUCAUAAAGAUGCUGUCUCUUGGGAAUGAUAUAGAUUUGUUCGACAAGACGGUGAGGGUGGUCUCUGUUGUCGGGAUUGGAGGGCUGGGCAAGACAACUCUUGUCAAAGCAGUCUAUGAAAAGCUUAAACCAGGUUUUGAUUGUGGGGCUUUUGUUCCAGUCGGUCAGAACCCUGACAUGAAGAAAGUCCUUAGGGAUAUUAUCAUUGAUCUUGACAAGAAGACCUAUACAGAUUUUAAUAUCACCUUGUUCGAUGAAAGGCAGCUCAUCAAUAAACUCCAGGAAAUCCUCCAGGAAAAGAGGUAA
This is a messenger RNA of Oryza sativa Japonica Group (Japanese rice), 837 nucleotides long. RefSeq names its product disease resistance protein PIK6-NP-like. Gene Ontology annotation, molecular function: ADP binding. NCBI's taxonomy places the organism in Eukaryota, Viridiplantae, Streptophyta, Magnoliopsida, Poales, Poaceae. The record is from RefSeq and is a predicted model, not a curated record.